Aspergillus fijiensis CBS 313.89 is the source of this 1655-nucleotide messenger RNA. RefSeq names its product isocitrate dehydrogenase (NAD(+)) IDH1. Lineage: Eukaryota; Fungi; Ascomycota; Eurotiomycetes; Eurotiales; Aspergillaceae. The record is from RefSeq and is a predicted model, not a curated record. Bases 465 to 1604 code for a protein of 379 amino acids. Gene Ontology annotation, biological process: tricarboxylic acid cycle; isocitrate metabolic process. Gene Ontology annotation, molecular function: magnesium ion binding; isocitrate dehydrogenase (NAD+) activity; NAD binding. Gene Ontology annotation, cellular component: mitochondrion. The transcript has 3 exons.
UCCGUCUCUUUCUCCUUCCCGUCCUCUUUGCCAACACCAGUGCUUUUCAGCGCCUCUCCUCUCCUUGCCCUCCUUUCUGCUCACCUCUGCUCCGCCAAGAUGUUCUCUCUCCGGACAGCGCAGCCUGCGCAGGUAAGUCAAUGAAGAAAGACCAUAAAUCCUUGCUUUCUUUCUGCAUCAGUUGUUCAAUCGAUUCCUUCGCACCCUUGCCUAUUGGGCCGCACAUCAUUGCCUGCCGACCCAGCUCUUCAAACACAGACUUUGGGAAUAGAGGGCUUCAGCCGGCUUUCUACAGAUGGAUCUUGUUCUUCUUUGACUCUUCUGUUACGUUCUUACCCGUUAACAAGCUCAAUAACUCGUCUCUCCCAUUCGCGUUGCUACACUCUCCUAUUAACGCCUCUGUGACAGUAUCUCCUUCGUCGCGCUGCGGUGCCCACCCUUGCCCGCUCCUCUAUUUCCGUUAGAUGUGUGUCAACUCCUUCCAAGCCAUCGACACGGUUUGCCAACAAUUAUCUGUGACUAAUCUUCCGCCGCAAGCCUUUGCUAGCGUUCAGUCGGACAUUUUUAAGCCGACCAAAUAUGGCGGCAAGUACACCGUCACACUAAUUCCAGGCGACGGAAUUGGCGCUGAAGUUGCUGAGUCGGUGAAAACAAUCUUCAAGGCCGACAAUGUUCCCAUUGAGUGGGAGCAAGUGGAUGUUAGUGGUGUGGACACUGGCAAUAAGCACUCGGAGGAGCUCUUCAAGGAGUCCAUCGCGUCCCUGCGACGGAACAAGCUGGGUCUCAAGGGUAUCUUGUUCACCCCCGUUGAGCGCUCCGGUCACCAGUCAUUCAACGUUGCUCUUCGUCAGGAGCUCGAUAUCUUCGCUUCGGUUGUCCUCAUCAAGAAUAUUCCCGGUUACAAGACCCGCCACGAGAACGUUGAUCUGUGCAUCAUCCGUGAGAAUACCGAGGGUGAAUACUCCGGCCUUGAACACCAGUCCGUUCAAGGUGUGGUGGAGUCACUGAAGAUUAUCACUCGUGCCAAGUCUGAGCGCAUUGCCAAGUUCGCCUUUGGUUUCGCUCUUGCCAAUAACAGGAAGAAGGUCACCUGCAUCCACAAGGCUAACAUCAUGAAACUUGCGGAUGGUCUAUUCCGUAGCACCUUCCACAAGGUUGCUGAGAACUACCCAACUCUGGAGGUCAACGACAUGAUUGUUGAUAACGCCUCCAUGCAGGCUGUCUCGCGCCCCCAGCAGUUUGAUGUGAUGGUCAUGCCUAAUCUGUACGGUGGUAUUCUCUCUAACAUUGGUGCUGCCCUCGUUGGUGGUCCUGGUGUGGUUCCUGGCUGCAACAUGGGUCGUGACGUCGCUGUGUUUGAGCCCGGAUGUCGCCAUGUCGGCCUUGAUAUUAAGGGCAAAGAUCAAGCGAACCCCAGCGCUAUGAUUCUGUCCGGAUCUAUGCUUCUUCGCCACCUUGGCCUAGAUGACCAUGCGAACAGGAUCUCGAAGGCGGUGUAUGACGUGAUUGGUGAAGGUAAAACAAGAACCCGUGACAUGGGCGGUCAGGCCACCACCCACGAGUUUACCAGAGCUGUUCUCGACAAGAUGGAGGCUGCUUUGUAAAGAACUUUCUCUUUGAACUUGCUACUAUUAUGAUGAUGAGAGCUUGUAUAG